Molecule: messenger RNA, 795 nt
Organism: Helobdella robusta
Lineage: Eukaryota; Metazoa; Annelida; Clitellata; Rhynchobdellida; Glossiphoniidae
Exons: 1
Coding region: 1-795 (264 amino acids)
Source: RefSeq, a predicted model, not a curated record
AUGGCUUCAACGUUACAACAGUGCCCCAUCUGCUUUAACCACUAUAGAAGCACUCCAGACGGGAAGUUAUGUCGGCACGGAAGUAAAGUGAAAGGACAGGAAUGCUCGGGGUCCCGGAAAAAAGUUGAUCCAUCGGGCGCGAGGGCUGCUUCACCUCACGGUGCCGCACCCGACCCCAAGCCUGGGUUGCCCACACGGUCGUCGGCCGCAUCGGUCUCCGGUGAUCCUCUCGGCCUGGAUUACUCUGGUGUUUUUGACAAGCUGACGGCCGUGCUGAAAUGUGUACCGGUGUACGACCAUAUCCCUAAGCCAUGCAGGGAGAAGUUCGCACAUGAACCGAACGCCUUGCUGACGGCUGUUUGUAAUGACCCUGGUGACCCGGCUCACUGGGUUAGACUCCACUGUUUUGUCCUAUACGUCUUACAGAAGACUUCCAGAGGGGGUCGCCGGGUCAACCAGGGCAAUCUGGUCAACAAGCGUCUAAGCGAAUAUUCAACUAUUGGUCUUGAAACCCUGGUACUGUGCUUUGAUGGGUUCAAUAAUGCCAAAUCACAAAAGCACAACCCCGAUCGGUGGAUCAACGCUGUGUCAUCUUGUAUUGAACAGGGAAACCUGUCCUCGGCUGUCAGACUUGUCUGUUCGCCGGAGGGCCUGGCGGAGAGCUCGCCGGCCACCUUCGAUAAAUUAUGUUCCAUCCACCCAAAAAUUCCGGUUCUUCUGGAAGCCUGGAUGGCCUACGACCCCAGCACCUUAAGGAUGUUUUUUCAGGCCCCUUGCCAAUCGACGACACACUGA